GAAGAGGUGCCACUUGGCGGCCAUGGCUUCUGUAGUAUCUGCGACUCCGGGUCAAGGCCCGGUGGAGUGGAGUAUCAUGGGCAGCACGGGGUGUAGGGCAGAGACGGCUUUGCAUCAGUUUUGCUGCUGAACCCGUAGGAUCCACUGUUAGAGAUCUGCAGGACUCCUUUCUCCCCCUAGACUCGGAGGGGAGUUUGCUGGGACUGGUGGGCUGGUCCUUGCCCUGGGGGCGUGGAUCACCAGCGGGGCCGUCUCAGGUAGACAGGGGCGCGGAGAGAACUAACAGGUUCGCUUGGGUUUUCCUCCUUUUCCUGCUGCCGGCUGGGACGGUGUGCCACUCUCAUUACGACGAGUGAAGAAAUUGCUCAUUCGCACAUUUUCCCCAUUGACUUUUUCCAUCUCUGUUAACUCACGAGAAUUCAGUGACUGCCAUUUGAGAACCCAGGGUCUGGGACCUAAGAUUACUGAAAGUUUUCUCUGGUGCUAAUAUCAGCAAAAAGAGGCUGUUUCCAGGUACGUGGAAGAGAAGGUGCCUCGUUAACAAAUCUGCUGUGGGGAGAGGCCGAAAGAACUGGAAAGACCACUUGUUCUGUUGGAACCACCACACGUGUUUAAAGUACCGAAGCACCUUCUGAAGCCACUAGAACUUUGUAAUCUGGUGGUGGGUGAAUAAAGGAGGGCAGAAUGGAUGAUUUCAUCUCCAUCAGUCUGCUGUCUCUGGCUAUGUUGGUGGGAUGUUACGUGGCUGGAAUCAUUCCCUUGGCUGUUAAUUUCUCAGAGGAGCGACUGAAGCUGGUGACUGUUUUGGGUGCUGGCCUUCUCUGUGGAACUGCACUGGCAGUCAUCGUGCCUGAAGGAGUGCACGCCCUUUAUGAAGAUAUUCUUGAGGGAAAACACCACCAAGCAAGUGAAACACAGAAUGUGAUUGCAUCGGACAAAGCAGCAGAAAUCUCAGUUGUCCAUGAACACGAGCACAGCCACAACCACAACCACACACAGCUGCACGCCUACAUCGGUGUUUCCCUUGUACUGGGCUUCGUAUUCAUGUUGCUGGUGGACCAGAUUGGCAAUUCCCAUGUGCAUUCUACUGACGAUCCAGAAACAGCAAGGUCUAGCAGUUCCAAAAUCACCACCACGCUGGGUCUGGUCGUCCAUGCUGCAGCUGAUGGUGUUGCUUUGGGAGCAGCAGCUUCUACUUCACAGACUAGUGUCCAGUUAAUUGUGUUUGUGGCCAUAAUGUUACAUAAGGCACCGGCUGCGUUUGGGCUGGUUUCCUUCUUAAUGCAUGCCGGCCUAGAGCGGAAUCGAAUCAGAAAACACUUGCUGGUCUUUGCACUGGCGGCACCAGUUAUGUCCAUGGUGACAUACUUAGGACUGAGUAAGAGCAGUAAAGAAGCUCUCUCAGAGGUUAAUGCCACUGGAGUGGCCAUGCUCUUCUCUGCCGGGACAUUUCUUUAUGUUGCCACAGUACAUGUCCUCCCUGAGGUGGGCGGAAUGGGGCACAGCCACAAGCCUGACACAAGUGGAGGGAGAGGCCUCAGCCGCCUGGAGGUGGCAGCUCUGGUGCUGGGUUGCCUCAUCCCGCUCAUGCUGUCAGUAGGACACCAGCAUUAAAUGUUCAGGUUCCAGCCUCAGCCUGUGGCAGUUUGCCGUCCAGUGAGGACAGCCGGCACAUGACAGCUCCUCACUUCUCAGUCUCUUGUCUCGCCUUGCCCAUCUCCACCUGUAUUUCUAGAGUCCGGAGGGAGGGGUGAGAUAAAAACCUGGAGCAAUGGAAAAGCUUUUAGAGUAGACACAACACAUUGCGAUUAGCUAUAGACAUUCCGUUGUGUUGUCUUUUAAAGGGCCCUUGGCAUUUUGAGUUUUGAUGAUUCUCUUAACCCUAUUCUCAGGGAAGAUGGAAUUCAGUUUUAAAGAAAAGUGGAGAACUUCAUACUUACAAUGAAGUAGUAAUUGUGAAAAUACAGUGUUCUGUACUUAAGCUAAAUCUCUUCUCAUUUUAGAGGCUCUGCCACUUUAUCCAUUGAUUUUUUAACAUGGUUCUCACCGUGUAAGACUGGUGCUUUAGCAUCUAUGCCACAUGCCUUGAUAGAAGGUCAUAGCACCCACUCUCUUAGAUGCUAAAGGUGAUUGCAGUUAAUUUGGCAUUAGAGUUGGGAGAAUGAUGGCAAAACACAUUGAAAACUGACUUUAUACUGGAAAGAGAUGUGUUGAAAGGGGAUGUCUAGAGAGACUUAAACAGCUCCUUUUGCACAUGCCUGUCUGAGUACAGCGUGCAGUUCCAUCAAAAGGAGCAACAGAGGUGGAACUGGCUUCUAAAGAGGUGGCUGGUAUUUUGUAGCAUUUCUUUUCAAGUUCUCCUUUGCAGAAUACCUGCCUCCGGCACAUUCUUAUAGAGGAGCCAAGUUCUAAUAGCUUCAAGCCUAGGCUGUCCUUUAAGAACAGAUCACAAAAAGUAUCUUUGGAAAUUAAGGGAUGUUAGAUUUUAAGUGAAUUUGGAUAGUUAUUGACAUCUUUGUAGUAACCUUUUUAAAAGUAAGACUACCAGAAUUUGUGUUGUCUUUUUUUUUUUUUUUUUUAAGCAUUUCUCUUAGCAGAUCAGUCUCUGGCUAAAUACUUGGUCAGCUUAGGGAGUGCUGUAUAUGCUCACAUAACCACCUGUAGCAGAGGAAAGUCAAGAUGAGUCAGAAGUGGGAAGCAUUUACCUGUUGAUUUAAAGCUUAUUGAAAUCAUGUUGCUUGUCUCUUCAUCUUUUCCAUGCUUUUCUCCUAACCUUUCCCUCCAGCCCCUCUUCCCUACAAUUUGCUGCUUACUGCUGGUAUUAAUAUUUGUGUGAGAUGAAUUCUCAUCAGGACAACCACUUGAACUGUGAUGAUGAAGAUAAUGAUGUGUUUAUUCUUUAUCCCCUUCAAAGAAGUUUGUGUCAAAUGCAUCUUUGUCAAGCCCUUAAAAUAUCACCUCCUCAUGUGUGGGUUGACACAAUCACUAAAAUUCUAGUAAGUUAAAUAAUUGAGAUAGCAAAAGUGUUUAACAAAUGAGGGUAAUUUUUCCAUAUUUGCCAAAAUCUGUGUAAACCCUGUUUUGUCAGAUAAGUGUAUAAUAUUGUAUUAUUAAUUUAUUUUGAUUUUCUGUACCAUUUCAAAACACAUUACAUUAAGGGGGAACUAAGACUAGUUUCUUCAGGGCAGUGGAUUUAGUAGUUUGUAAAAAGGUUUUAUAUGCUGCAUAGCCAGCAUGACUAUGAUUUCUUUAUUUCCUUCUUAAAUUUGUCACUGGGCUUGCAGCUAUGGAAAUAAAAUGUAUGAGCCCUCUGCUGGCUGCAGUGCAGAAAAUAGCAUAAGUAGGUUGUGGUUUUGUAUAGUCACUGGCAACCAUUGCAUACGAUUUAAAACCAAGAAAAGGUACAAUAUGGAAAGUUUAAGUGACUUUCCUGAUUAUAUGAUAACAGCUGACUUAUGAGAGACUUGGGAGUUUCAUCUGGUCCUUGGAAAUUAUAUGGUUGCCUAAAUUCGCUCUGGAAACUGACGUUGUCAAAUAGAUAGCAGAUUGUAGUGUCUGGUUUGGUUAGUAGUGCUUUCUAUCAUAUUGUUGUACGCAAUGGUCAGAAAUUUGUUCUGCUGGCCAAAGCCUCUUUCAGUAGUGCCUUGCCAUCACACUUAAAAGUUUGACUAAAAUAUCUUGCUGGAUAGGGCCUUGAACUCUGGCAAGGAUUGAACCAUUCCAAUUUCCAAAUUUGCCUUCCCCUCUGAACCUCACUAUUAACAGGCAAACCUUUCAAGGCUCUGUCAGCUCUCAGAAGCUAUGGGCUUUCCCAGAUUUUAAAGCUGCUGCCUCAGGAACUACUCAUUUCUCUCCCGGUCAGCAGGCAAAGAUAGCCAUACUAAUCUCAUAGGGCUCAAACGCAUCUUCAGGCAGCAGGGAACCAAGCAGCGUGGCAGAGGCCUCCUUCAGUGGAGGAAGAGCUUGCUCACGUGGUGGGCAUUGUCCCAGGAGAGGCCAUAUCCAUGUUCACUUUUUGGCACAUUUUGUUUCGUUUUCCUCUUGUUUAAAACUGCCUCUUUAGAUGUGGAUGCCUUAAUGCUCUAACACAUUUGAAAACUUUGGCAAUACUUAAGUUGCUGCCAUGAUGACAAAUGGAAUUAUUGGCUACCAAAGAGAUGCAAUUGAUGAUGAAAAGCAUGGUCCUUCCUUCCUUCCACAUAACCAAAGUUAAUCUUAACUACAAUUUGACUCCUUUCCUUGGUAGGGGUAGACUUUCUUCAGAUUUCAAGUGCUCUCUUAAAUGGCAGAUUAAGUUGAAAAACACUACUGAUCCAUUCCCCUCACUUAUUCUCCAGUCAGUUGCUUAUCAGUUCUCAUUUCAUCAAAGCAGGGAUGUUCCAGGUUUGAUUCGGUUUUCCUGUGUUGCUGUUGCCAGAUUUCUUGUUUUUGGGCAAAGGUUCUGCACUGGAACAUGGAGAGUUAGAAACGGUACUACCUACAGAGGCUGUGUGUUCCCUUUCCCCCUCCUUUCACCUUUUAAUUUCCCAAUUCAAAACAGCCCAGUCAGCCCUGUUCUGGGAUUUUGACUCAUUAGGAAAAAGAAAGGGUGUGGCUGUUUCCAGUUGUCCUUUCAAUGUAGAAAGGAGAAAAUGUGAUGGUGGUUUUUUUUACCAGCCUACUUCUAAGUGUCACUGCCUGGUUUUUCUCUUUUUCAAGAAUUAGAACUAGGAGGACACACCAGCAUUGGAGUGUAUUAAGCCCCUGAAACACAUGGUAGCUAGGUACUGAACACGGGAACAGUAUGUCAACAGCACAAACGCCCAAAGAAUGCUUCUGCCUUUUGGGCUGCUGAGCCCCUUGGGAGACUGAGAAUAAUGACCAGAUUCAUCCAAAACUGCUGCAGUGCUAGGUGAGAACUCUCUGUAGUUGUUCUACAGGGGAAUGAACCUUCCUUGCAUUAGAAAAUAUGCGCUCAAUACAGAAUGGUCCACAUCACCCAAAGAACACUGUUGGAGAUGCUAUGAAAUUCAAACCAAUGAUGUAGCCUCUUUGUAUCUGAGACGUCUAGAUUCACCUCAAGAGACCUGAAAGAAAUUUGUGACUUGUGGGAAAGAACUAGACAACCGUUUAGGGAUUACCUGGAUAUGCUCAGCCUGACACAAUUGCUUAACACAAGGAGAUUGGCUUUGGUCUUUUUUCUGGUGGCAUCUUCCAGCAAGUUGGAAGUCUCAUGGGAUAACACUGCAGUUCCCCUGGUUCAGUAGCUGGGACAGUGGUUUUUAAAUGUCCAUUUUCCUGGAUCCUUUGUAAACAUGAAAUCAUUCCAUGGAUGGCUGCCUUAUAAUUUUGUCUCUUUCCUCUUUAAUUGUGAAUGGUUUAAAAAAAUGCUGUUUUCUGAUUUGUUUUAUGAUAUUAAAUUUUUAUUAGUGCAUACCUU
This is a messenger RNA of Lemur catta (Ring-tailed lemur), 5419 nucleotides long. RefSeq names its product solute carrier family 39 member 9 (gene SLC39A9). Gene Ontology annotation, biological process: zinc ion transport; transmembrane transport. Lineage: Eukaryota; Metazoa; Chordata; Mammalia; Primates; Lemuridae. Gene Ontology annotation, cellular component: membrane. The transcript has 7 exons. The record is from RefSeq and is a predicted model, not a curated record. Gene Ontology annotation, molecular function: metal ion transmembrane transporter activity. The coding region runs from base 685 to 1614 and encodes 309 amino acids.